Brassica rapa (field mustard) is the source of this 4305-nucleotide messenger RNA. Its product is annotated as protein HEADING DATE 3B. The record is from RefSeq and is a predicted model, not a curated record. Lineage: Eukaryota; Viridiplantae; Streptophyta; Magnoliopsida; Brassicales; Brassicaceae. Gene Ontology annotation, biological process: regulation of photoperiodism, flowering.
AGAUUUUACAGUCUUUUUUAUAAUUGGUUAACUGAUUUUAAAAUUAUAUCUUUAAAAUAUUUUUCUAGAGAAAUGUAAUUUUCUUAAUCUUUGUGCACUAUUACAAAACAUCAAGUAUUAUGAAACGGAGGGAGUAUUAAUUGAGAGACCCAUAAAAACAAAAAUUCUCAAAUCAAUAUUACUUAUUCUCACACCUCAAGCGGGAACCAAAAAAUGUCGGUUCGAUAACAACUUCUCAUUUUAAUUCACAAAUUUGACUUCCCACGCGGUCAUGCAUGCAUCCAUUCAAUGUACCAAAACUAAAUUCAACCGUGUCGAUUAACUAAGUCAUCUGGGGUGUUCUUGUGAAACAUAAUAUUGUGUGACGGACCUGCUUUACGUACAAAAUCGAAUGGAGAUAGUAGAUUUCUACAAUUUUACAAAGAAGCGAUAAUUUGAGUUCUUUCUAGAGAACCGUAAGAGAUUAGUGUAGGAACAUAACUUAAGGUUAUGUCUGGGCGUUGGGCGUGUGUCCAUGAUUCUCUGCCCAUGAUUAAGAGAUCAAAGUGGUCCGUUAUGUUUAUAAAUGAAUCAUCUUCUCCGAAUUAAGAGCAAAACGAUUACAUUCUGUCUAUUUUUGCGACUUUGGCUUGGUACGACGGUUUAAAUGGUCCAGACCGGAGCUGCCCAGUAAGCGAAACUUAUUAAGCAGUUGAAGUUGACUCUUCACUCUUCGCUCCAUUAUUGCUGGUUCGCACGUGAAUACAACGUUCUCCAUAUGCACGUGGGUCUAUCUAAUUGGUUAUGAUCCUAGAGGAUAGUCAUCCCACGUGGGAUAUCAGCAUGGUGUCAUAUUGUAGGGACAUUUUUUUUUUUCUAAUACUUAUUGUGUACCUCCGUCAAUGAAAUUGAAUAUUAUCCUGUAGGAAUAAAUGAAUUUUGACAAGGAUAUGAGUAUUUGUAUCCUGACAAAGAUAUAUGUAUAACCAUACGUUUAAUUUUCCAUAUAUAUAUAUAUUUAUAAUCGUGGAGAACCCAAAAGUUUUCUAAAUCCAAAAACGAAUUUCACGAGAUCUUACAUCCGGAUACGAGUGAACGAUUAAAUUCAUUUAAAACAUGGCUAAUCAAAUCUUUUAAACUACUACAAAAAUUAUUGUUUAUGAAUUCUUUCAAAUUCUUGGAUUGAAUACCACCCCCUAAGUAGCCAAUGCUAUUUGAAUGCAGGGCAAAAACUCCGGUUGGAAUCUUUUACCAGUUGGCCAAAGUGACUUGAUUUAAUUUUUCAUAUAUGUAUUAUAAAAGUUCGUUUAUGGGUACAUUUAUUUGGAAAAAAUCAAACCAUAAAUUUAUGUAAUUGGAACUAAAACUUACAAUUGCGUGUAUAGUUUGUUUUCAGGUAUUUAAUAUGAUUUGAUUGUGUAUAAAUUUCUCAAAGAACACUGUCAUUUACCAUUAUUAAGAACCCAUUCAAUGAAAAUAUCUUACUAAAGUAAAAAUGUAUAUAUAUAUAUAUACAAAUAUAAUUUUAUAAAGGUUUCGAUAUAAAAUCAUGAAAGGAAUUUUCAGUUUUCAUCAUUCAGUGAAAUAACUAAAUGCUUUUUGUCCAAACAAGGUUAUUGAACACUUGUAUUUUGACCAAAAAAAACACUUGUAUAUUACAAGGGCAGUUGCUCAAAAAAAAAUAUAUAUUACAAGGGCCUAACAAAACCUCAGUCUUAGAAUAUUAGUGGGCUCAAGCCCACUUGACUCAUGCGAUCCACUUUUAACACGUUUAAAUUCGAGAAACCACGAGAAUGUCGAGCUACACGCGUUUUGGCGCGUUGAAACGCAUGGCCGUUUGGUUUUUCCGUUAAAAACUUCCAUCUCCGGUCCGUCUAAACCGGGAAAUAGACACAUUCCGACCGUACACGCUUCAUCACUUCCACUUUUUGUGUCACAGGUGAUUGCGAUUAGAAACAGAUAUUUCGCUACAAAGAUAUUCCCAAAUUAAGAAAGGUAUUGGAGAUGAUAAGUUAGCCACGAGAGAGAUAGAGAGAGAGAGAUUGAAAACAUGUGGCUUGCGUUGUGUAAAGAGACCGAGCACCCGAACAUCAUCUCACUCACGCCACUCUCCUACCACUCGGGCCUAACCAACUAAAACCCGCCACGUCAUCGUAAACUCUUAUUUCCCGUGAGUUAGGGAUCUUUACUUGUAAGGAACCAGACAUGACCGCAGAGUCACACACCAAACCUUUGAGAGUUUUUGUCGCCUCUGAUAUGGAAUCCAUUGUGGGGGCGACACAAACAAAAUAUCUUCUUUUCUUCUUGGUCUUUUAUCAUAAGAUAUUUUCUAGCUUCCCAUCUAUAUAGAAAAAAGAAGAAGAAGAAAGUUUAGAAACUUUUAGAUUUGGGUUGAGCUUGUUUGAUCUUACAAUUUUAAAUUUAGCACUAGAUUUCAGAAGGAAGAAGAAGAAAGAUGGGAGGAAUGAAAGAUGAGGCGAAGAGGAUAACAAUUCAUCCAUUGUUCCAAAGGGUUCAUCUGAAUGAUACUGGAAGAAAUGGCAAAUCAAUGUCUCUCCAUAAACGUUCCAGUCUCCCUUCUCUGACCAACAAGAUCUCUGAUUCUUCUUCUACUCUCUCUCUGUCUCUUCCUCCUCCAGCCGACAAUGCCUGUCUCACUACUGAUCAACCUGAAAAGAAUCACUUUCCAUCAAUCUGCAACACUUCUCCAACAACAAACCUUGAAGAGAAGCUGAAUAAAACCGCCACGAAUUAUCCAAGCCCCAGAGAAUCAUCAGUUACUAAUACUAAGCCAAGUUCAAUAAAACAAAAUGAGUACCAUUUCAAGAGCCUUGCCAACUUGGAUUCUCUUAAGGUUCCUGUUCUUAGACGCUCACAAACAGAUCCACAAGCAGACACAGAUUUGUCAGUACUCCAGUUUUGUAAUAGCGGAGGAGAAGCUGAUGGUUCGAAGGCUGCCCUGAACAAUCUUCAUAUUCCAGAACUCCUCUUGCCACAAUGUUUUGAAGAUGAAAGCCAGAAUGAGUCUCUUAAUGUGAUGAAAACUCAAAAGAAGCCCAAAACUGUGCCUCCGUGCGAGCAAGAUGUCUCAGACUGUUCUGCAAUAGACUCCUUGUCUGGUAUUAGUGCAUCGUCUAAUGAUGCUGCAAGAGUGAUUGGUGAUAAGAGGUUUUGGAAGAUGAGAACUUACAUGAUCAAUCAGCAGAAGAUCUUUGAGGCUCAAGUGUUUGAGUUGCAUAGACUGAUAAUGAUGCAGGUUCAAAAGAUGGUUGCAAGAUCACCAAACUUGGUCCUCAAAAGUAAGUUUAAUGGUGAUACAAUGAGGCUAUCCCCUUCCCAUCUGCCUGAAAUGGCUGCUUCAAAGGUUAAAAAAACAAUCACCAAGAAGCACAAACCUGUAACUGAAGAAUAUCCAGAGCAUAUGAAACCAAAGCUUCCUCUACCUUCAAUAAACAAAGACCUCAUGACCCCAAUGUGGCCACAACAGCUAGUUCCUCCUCCUGGAAACCAAUGGUUAGUUCCUGUAAUGACUCCUUCAGAAGGUUUGGUCUAUAAACCAUACACAGGACCAUCUCCUCCUCCUCCUUCAGCUUUCAUGGUUCCAUUUUAUGGACAAGAUUCACUCAACACAACAUUAGGUUUCCCUGUUACUCAACUUAGCCACAACUACUUCCCACAGCCUAAUGCUAGAACAAGCCUUGACCAGAAAAGCCCAUUUGGUCAGCUUCAAAGAUGGUCCAACACAUCAAGCCACAUGACUCAAGCUGUUCCAUUUUCCUUAAAGAAGUCUCAGGAGUCUAAUGAAAGUGAUGUACAUGGAAGUACAGCUUCAAGUCCACCAGAGAAGCAUAAAUCAGAUGUGCUUCCUCUUUUCCCUACAAAGCCUACUCAUCACACUGAUGAGUACGAGCAGAAACAGAAACCGAUGUGCCGUGCCAUUAGAGCCAUUCCUCAUAAUUCAACAUCUGCCUCUGAAUCUGCUGCAAGAAGCUUCCGUUCCAUUCAGGAAGGACUCAGAUCAUAUGAUUAGUUAGUUUUGUUUUACAUUCCACAUUCUUUUGCUCAAUAUCAUCUAGUUUAGAUUACUCUUCAUAUGAAGAUGUAAAUCAGUACUGUCACUAUAUACUGUCACUAUAUACAUAAGACAUACACACACAUGUUAUAUUGAUAUUGUAUUUGACAUACAGCAAAUAAAAGAUAGAUUGUUUUUGUUCCGUUGAAUAUCAUUCCAGUUUUGAAGGUUAAUUUAUAUUUAUUUCUGGUUAUAAUCUUCUUCACAUAAUUUCAUUUCAUCUUGCUUAUAUUAUUUUACAGUCUACAAGAUUA